Messenger RNA from Chrysochloris asiatica (Cape golden mole), 2682 nucleotides. It is a transcript of the gene TTLL3, whose product is annotated as tubulin tyrosine ligase-like family, member 3. Gene Ontology annotation, biological process: cilium assembly; protein modification process; cilium movement. Gene Ontology annotation, cellular component: cilium. Lineage: Eukaryota; Metazoa; Chordata; Mammalia; Afrosoricida; Chrysochloridae. The record is from RefSeq and is a predicted model, not a curated record.
AUGCAGGGCCCCGGCGCCGCGUUGCUCCUGACCGGGAGUCCGGUGGGGGCCGUGCGCCGGGGCUCUGCCAGCUGGUACGGCCAGGAGGGCGGCUCUGUGUGCAAUUGGCGGCAGAAAUUGCAGCCGCCUGAACCUCGCACCAGUUCUCCCACCCCAUGGCCCUUGGCACACCACUCCGAUUUUCGGCUGCCCAGGACACUGCAAUGGCCUGGGCCUGCCUCCGCUGGUCCCAACAGGACCAGCGCAGGCCGCCAAAGCCAGGCCGGCAGCCCCUCCUCUGCGCGCCUCCCGGGCUGCGCCUUCCCAACGAUCGCCCACAGCGCUCAAGCCAAGGGCGCCGCGGAUCCCCAUUCCCUGGGUCCUCUGCACAUCCCGGCCCUGGAUGACUCCCAGCAGCAGAAAGGUUCAUUUGUCCUGUGGCAAGGAUUUGCCAAGUCAUCUCAACACAUGGGCCGGCUCAGAAACGCCAAGAUCCACGUGGAGAGAGCUGUCAAGCAGAAGAAAAUCUUUAUGAUCCAAGGCCGCUACCCAGUGAUCCGGUGCCUCUUGCGCCGGAGGGGCUGGGUGGAGAAGAAGAUGGUCCAUCACUUGGGUGUGACCCUGCCACCAUCCCAGAAUGAUCUGGAUAGAUCUAUCAUGUGUGAUAGCGACACUACUGAGGAUGAGGAUGAAGAAGAUGAAGAGUUCCGGUCAUCGCAGCUAUUCGACUUUGAUGGUUUACUGGAAUUUGAUGGCCUGGAUGGGACCCACGCUCUGAUGGUGGGACUAUGUCUCAAUCUCCGGAAUUUGCCCUGGUAUGACGAGGCUGAUGCUGACUCCUUCUUCCCACGCUGCUACCGCCUGGGGGCUGAGGAUGACAAACGAGCCUUCAUAGAAGACUUCUGGCUGACAGCUGCCCGCAACGUUCUCAAACUGGUGGUGAAGUCCCAGUGGAAGCAAUUCUCUAUCCAGGAAGAGCAAGAGGCCCCAGGAGACAAGCAGGCAAAGAAACAGGAGAAAAAGCCAGUGACAGUGCCCCCAGCAUUUGUGGAUGAGGCUCUGUGUGCAUGUGAGGAGCACCUUAGUAACCUGGCCCACACGGACAUUGACAAGGAUCUGGAGGCCCCACUGUAUCUCAGUCCUGAGGGCUGGUCCCUUUUCCUCCAGCGCUACUACCAAGUGGUCCAUGAGGGGGCAGAACUCAAGCACCUCGACACUCAGGUCCGGCGCUGUGAGGAUAUCCUAGAGCAGCUACGGGACGUGUUGCCCCAGAUCGACAUGGAGGGGGACCGCAACAUCUGGAUUGUGAAGCCGGGAGCCAAGUCCCGUGGAAGAGGCAUCAUGUGCAUGGACCACUUGGAGGAGAUGCUGAAACUGGUGAAUUGCAACCCCAUGAUGAUGAAAGACGGCAAGUGGGUGGUACAGAAGUACAUUGAGCGGCCUUUGCUCAUCUUUGGCACCAAGUUUGACCUGAGACAGUGGUUCCUGGUGACCGAUUGGAACCCACUUACUGUUUGGUUCUACCGUGACAGCUACAUCCGCUUUUCCACACAGCCCUUCUCCCUGAAGAACCUGGACAACUCCGUGCACCUGUGCAACAACUCCAUCCAGAAACACCUGGAGAAUUCAUGCCACCGGCAUCCACAGCUGCCCCCAGACAACAUGUGGUCAAGCCAGAAAUUCCAGGCCCACCUGCAGGAGAUGGGGUCCCCAGAGGCCUGGUCUACCGUUAUUGUGCCUGGCAUGAAGGCUGCUGUGAUCCAUACAUUGCAGACCUCCCAGGACACUGUGCAGUGCCGGAAGGCCAGCUUCGAGCUCUAUGGUGCAGACUUUGUGUUUGGGGAAGACUUCCAGCCCUGGCUGAUCGAGAUCAAUGCCAGUCCCACUAUGGCACCCUCCACGGCGGUCACAGCUCGGCUCUGUGCUGGUGUGCAAGCCGACACCCUGCGAGUGGUCAUCGACCGGCGGCAGGACCGCAGCUGUGACACAGGAGCCUUUGAGCUCAUCUAUAAGCAGCCUGCCGUGGAGGUGCCCCAGUAUGUGGGUAUCCGGCUCCUGGUAGAAGGCUCUACCAUCAAGAAGCCCAUGGCGAUGUGUCACCGGCGGAUGGUAAUCCGCCCAGCCCUCCCUCAUCUGCUGACCCAGCGAGACUCUGGGGAAGCACAUUACUGUUUCCCCAGCCUCCACACCAAAGUCCGGCUGCCUUCUCCCCAUGUAUUCCGGUCCCAGGGGCGGGGCCUUAGACUGCAGCACAAGCUGGUGGGCUCUAGGGCACAGGCAACCCCAGGCAAAGCCUUGAUGACUCUACCAAUGGCCAAGGUUUUGAUUGCUCUCCCACCUAAACCUGAGCUCUGGCCAGUACCCAGCAAGAGACCAAACAAGGUGGGCCUCCAACUAGCCUUCGAGGCCCGCAUCCUGGAAGUGCCCUGUGGCAUUUAUCCUUUGAAGUUGGAGAGCUUCCUAUCACCUGUAGAAAGGUCAAGGCCAAAGGCAAGUUCAAGGCCAGACUGCAACAAACCCAAGGAAAGGCUGAGCCUCCCUUUUUUACCCCUUACCGGUACACACCAGAGGCUGGAGGGUACAGGGAGUGCAAGGCUAGAAAAACCUUUGCUUCUCCCCACUGUUCCUGUCCUGGAUUCAGAGCCAAAUUAAAAGGAGCAAGUGAAGGAAUCUGGGCUUAGCUCCAUUUCAAUUGGAGGGUGA